AAGAGGACGCACAUUUCUAAUCCUCAUCAACUCCAUCAAUCUUCCUCUUCAUUCAGUCUUCACCUCACAGCCUUCAAUCUCUCAUGGAUAAUCCUACUCUCAUCGCCAAUCCAUUCUCAUUUCGUCUUCUUCGUAGAAAAUGUUCUUUCCUACCAUCCAUUCAGUUUUGACUUUCACUUCGUCUGUGAUUUCUUUCUAUGCUCAUUGAAUUUGAGGACCCGAGUAACUCUCCUGCGCUCAAGGUCACUGGCUCCCCCUCCGUUUUUUAAAUUUUCGGAUAUGAUGUGUUGCUGGCCACAUUCAAAAUUAUUUCGCCAUUAUUUGUGUUACUGAAAUCAAUGGACUUUUUACAGAUGGCAGAGCACGUGGCUGUCACUCCAUGUAUCAAACUGCAAAUUCGGAGAACUCCCUUCAAAAUGAAAAGCUCCACUCCAUGCAAUUUCAGUUUUAAAAUAGAACAGAGAAAAUCCUCUUGUGAGAACAAUAAGUUCAUAAGGAUCUCAGCUUGGAGAAGGUGUCAGCUUAGUGGCUUUGGUGGCUCAAAGUUAAUUGUAAAUCCUGCUCCUAGGAAGACCUUCAGGGAGCACGCUUACCUAAGGUCUUUGGUAAAUGUUGAUGGAACAGCAGCCUCUGAGGUACUUAUUGUUGAUCAAUUGCUUCUGAUGAUCAGUAUAUUUCUUACAUAUAUGGCUGGAGUAAUACCUGUUCCAAAGUCCAAUCAACCUGGAAGUAUCAUCUCUCAUACCAGUGCAGCCUCUGAUAACCCGACCUUUUCUGGUAGUGGCAUGAAGACUGAAGAUCAAAUUAAUCCGAAGAAUGCAUUGCAUGUAGUUAAAGGAAAGAUUUUGGAUUUUCUAGAUGCCUUUGAGCGUAGGAAAAGUAUGGAAAAUGAGGUAUUUGAAUUUGCAGAAUGUCAUGUCAAGCAACCUCUAAGCUUGAAUGCAAUUGCUGAGGGUCCGAGGUUAAGGUUGCUUUGGGCUUCUUUUCAACUAAUUGAGGAAGAGGUCAACAAUAUUUCCAAUACCACUAUUCAGAACAUGGAUGAUUUGUCUAAAAUAUUUUCUAAAUUUAUCCAAAAAUCUUCUCACCCUGUAUGCAGGUCUUGGCUGAAAAAAGAACUGUCAAUGGAAAAGAAUGAUUCUAGCAAGGCAUUUCUUUCUUUGAUGUCUGAGAAACUUAAAGCAGAAGACAAUAUUUUACAAGGUAUUAAAAAGUCUGGCAAAGAAGAGCUGUAUGCAGAAUUGAUGCACUUUCUUAGUUUUGGUGCUCGCAGGGAUUAUUGCUAUUAUGACCAUAGCCUGUACGUUAAGCAUGGAAUUUCAAUAUUGGAAGAUUUGCUGAUAACAUUUGCUGACGGGAUUGCAAGUAUGUAUCUGGAAUUUAUAUCCGUUGAUAGCAGUUUCUCUGAUGAAGUGGAUAACGUUGGCUUGGCACUGUGUAACCUAUCAACACGAGCACUCCAAAGAUUGCGUAAUGAGGUGGUUAUGAACCAGUGGUUGUAUCAAAACGUCGAGGCAAUCGUAUCGAUGUAUGAAGAUCGAUUUGAUUUAUGUACGCUUGGGAGUCAACUGAUUGAGCUACCAGGCAGUAGACAGGCCAAGAUUGAUAAUUGGUGGAUGAGACAAUUCCUUAGAAGAACAGAAACUUUGUCAUCUCAGUUACAUUAUGUCGUGAUACGUUCCUUCUCCAUGCCUGUAAAGCGGACCAAGGAGUUGAGAGCUUUAAGGGGAUGGAGGUAUUACUUCAGCCUAUUGAUCGAAUUAUCUGACAUUACGAUGCCGUUGAUAAGAGUAGUAAUCGAUAAAAUCAGUAGCGGAAUAUCGUUCUUUCUAGUUUGCCUGAUUGGAAGAUCUUUAGGGCUCAUCUAUACAGGGAUCAGGCAGUCACUAAGAUGGAAGUGAAGGUUUGAUAAUUCUGGUUUCUAUAUUUGGUUGUUGCUCCAUUUUUUUUGGUUCCCUUUCUCAUUUUUUGUUGUAUCAACCUGAAUUUUGGCAGUUUUAACAUUUUUUUCAAUUGCUAUAGCAUAGAAUGAAUUUAACUGAAAAUCUAAAUUGCAUAUUGAAUUUGUGACA
Molecule: messenger RNA, 2072 nt
Organism: Momordica charantia (bitter melon)
Lineage: Eukaryota; Viridiplantae; Streptophyta; Magnoliopsida; Cucurbitales; Cucurbitaceae
Product: phosphoglycolate phosphatase
Source: RefSeq, a predicted model, not a curated record